Molecule: messenger RNA, 2900 nt
Organism: Xiphophorus hellerii (green swordtail)
Lineage: Eukaryota; Metazoa; Chordata; Actinopteri; Cyprinodontiformes; Poeciliidae
Gene: dhdds
Product: dehydrodolichyl diphosphate synthase
Exons: 9
Coding region: 1458-2465 (335 amino acids)
Biological process (GO): polyprenol biosynthetic process
Cellular component (GO): endoplasmic reticulum; dehydrodolichyl diphosphate synthase complex
Molecular function (GO): ditrans,polycis-polyprenyl diphosphate synthase [(2E,6E)-farnesyl diphosphate specific] activity
Source: RefSeq, a predicted model, not a curated record
GCAAAUUGGAGUUUAUUUAGGUCAAAUGAGGAUGCCAGUGAUAGUGCAUAUGUUUCUCUUUAAAAAAGAAGGAUUGGGAAAUACUAGAUGAGUGAGAAUGGAGCUGGGGAGGAAGACAGCUAAAGAUGUUGACAUAACUAAAUUAGUUGAAGAAGCUGAGGAUUUGCCACCUACCAAAUUCAAAAGAAAACAACUAUUGUAGCCUAUAGGUGCAAAGAAUUAGCUUCAUUGUGGUGACUUGAUUUUGUUAAUUGUUCUGACAUACUUUUAUAGCGAUGUUUAUGUAUCACCAAGAUCAUUGAUGAUUCUUUAGUUUUAUUCCACAAAGCACUGUGCAAUAGAACUGCAUCCAGUACUGAUCUUAUUUUUGCCUUGUUGGAAGGAUGGAGCACUAUUCUACGUUCAAGAUUAGGUCAGCCCAAUUAAGAGUUACAACACUGAUUAACUGUAUCAGAAAUGUUAGUUCUCAGACUCCCUCUGAGAAACCUUAGUGAUAAGACUCACAAAAGUAGGUAGAAGGUCUCUGUCUAGUAACAACAGGUAGAUUGAACAGACACUGAGCUGAUCUCAUAUGUCUGCUUACAAGAAUAAAUAAAGUGUUGUUUGAGUGAAAAUCACAAAUCUCUGCCUGGUAACUAAAAGUGAGAGUUCAUUAGGGGAUCAUCCUUUUUUAUGUAAUAUUUUCUCCAUUGUCAAUGCUUCAACGAAAACGACUCCAAACUUUUUAAUUACACAUAAUCAAUACAUAACAAAUAUUAACAUGGUGAUGAGAGAAUUUAAUGUAGACAUUACAAAAAUGCUUAUAAACGAGUUAUUGUUUAUUAAUCUUUGUUUAUUUUUGUAACUCUAAUCAUUCAACAAAUCUGGUUAUUGCAUCUUUUGUCAGACAAAAUUUCUGCCUACAAAAAUUGUUUAUCUCCCUUUUUAAUACUGACUCCACCCGGAAGUUCCAGUCAAAACUUAACCACCUUGAUAUUGUCAAAUGAGGGUGGUUAAUAUGAAAUUUCACAUUCUUGUUCUUUUAUUUAAUGUAAUAUUGUUAAAUGUUAAAUUUAAAAAAAAUUGUGCCUAACAAGAAGUGUUACAUUGGAGGAAUACUUUUUUCAUCUUACGGUAGUCAAGAUUUUCAAGCUCAAUUUUCACCAGUGUCGUUUUUUUUUUUUUUUGCUCAUUAUGUUUUAUUCCGACUAUUCUGUCUUUUGGCUUAUUUUUUCCCUCCCAUAAAAAGUCACGUGCUAACUGGGUCCAUGCCCAUAUUCUGAAAAUCUCCUACCGCGUGACAGGAAGUCGUCAUUGAAUUUCAGUGCGGAAGUGGUCGUCAUCGUAAGAGCUUGUGAGUUGGAGGCUGAGCUGAGAAAUGUGAGGAAACGGCCGCAGCUUUGGCAAUAGAACAACUUGUGCUUCGGAUGAUUGAAUGAAAGAAGGUGUCUCCACUAACGAUCGUUUGAAACCUAAAAAUGUCGUGGAUACGAGAAGGUGAAUUAAAUCUGCUGGAAAAGAUUUCUGCUAAUAUUCUCAUGGCAGGACCGAUGCCCAAACACGUGGCCUUCAUUAUGGAUGGUAAUCGACGUUUUGCACGUAAGAAAAAGCUGGAACGCCAUGAUGGCCAUAUGCAGGGAUUCAACAAGCUGGCAGAGACCUUACGUUGGUGCAAACACCUCAACAUCCCAGAAGUGACAGUGUACGCCUUCAGCAUUGAGAACUUCAAACGCUCUAAAGAGGAGGUGGAUGGUCUGCUGGAUCUUGCCAGACAGAAGUUCGAGAGGCUGUUGGAAGAACAGGAAAAUCUGGAAAAACAUGGUGUUUGUAUCCGGGUGCUGGGUGACUUGAAUAUGCUGCCGUUAGACCUUCAACAAGUUAUUGCCAAAGCUGUGGUAAUGACAAAGAACCACAAUAAAUGUUUUCUCAACGUGUGCUUUGCCUAUACGUCAAGAUAUGAAAUCACCAAUGCGGUCAGGGAAAUGGCUUGGGGAGUGGAGCAGGGCCUGAUCAAAGCAAGCGAUGUUUCGGAGGCGUUGCUAAGCGAGUGCCUGUACAGCAAUAACUCUCCCAAUCCUGAUUUGCUCAUCCGCACCUCAGGAGAGGUGCGCCUCAGCGACUUUCUCCUGUGGCAGACAUCCCAUUCCUGCCUAGUGUUUCAGUCGGUUCUGUGGCCAGAAUACUCCUUCUGGAACCUGUGUGAAGCUAUAGUCCAGUACCAGUUAAAUCAUAAAUCCAUCCAGAAAGCCAGAGAGCUCCAUCGAGAAGAACAGGCCCUCCAGCAGCUGGAGGCAGAUUGUGCCUGCAUAGCAGAGCACCUGCAGCAUCAGGGGAACGGAAAGCCAGCCGAUGCCCAAAGAAGACAAGAGGCACUGCAGCACUACACUGUCACCCGGGAAGAGCGAGUUCAGGACUUCCUGCAAGCACUGAAGCACAAGAGAGACACUUUCUUUACUAACUUAUGCAGUGAAACCGUCCUAACCUAGGAAAGUUUUAAGGAACUAAUCUACAGGUGUAGUAGGAAUAAAACACCUCCAGUCGUUUUCCCAAAAUCACUUCCGAGGAGCAAGGAAGCACAAACAGCGAUUGGAGGUGGUUUUAUGUCGUUGCUGAUUUGUAUAAAACAAGAGGACAAUGUUUACCCCUAUGGGGCUGUAGACUAAUGGUUAUAUAUUUAUGAUUGUAGAUUUGCAAAAAUCUAACAUGCGGAAAUGUCUGGUCAAGAUGUAGUAAAAUAGUUGUGCAAACUGUCUGUGAAAUGCAUGUCGAUUGAAAAGUCAAAGGUGAGUGAAAGCCACUGUUCUCUCCAGCACCUAAUGCAGUUCGGUAUUUUUGUUGCUGAAAGUGUUGUUUGUCGAGUGUGUUUUUUAAAGACAACUAUAUUUUGACCAGCUUUCUCAAACAAUAAAUUGAGAACUAUA